This is a messenger RNA of Calypte anna (Anna's hummingbird), 3780 nucleotides long. It is a transcript of the gene THSD1, whose product is annotated as thrombospondin type 1 domain containing 1. The record is from RefSeq and is a predicted model, not a curated record. The transcript is spliced from 5 exons. Bases 291 to 2837 code for a protein of 848 amino acids. Lineage: Eukaryota; Metazoa; Chordata; Aves; Apodiformes; Trochilidae. Gene Ontology annotation, cellular component: cell periphery.
CCGCGCCGCGCCGCCAUUUAACCCUCCCACCGCCGCCGGCCGGGCCGGGUUGGGCGCUGCUGCCGCCGGAGGUUGAGUGAACGCCAGCCCGCCCGGCGGUGUUUCCUCCACGGGAAGGAUCACGCUUCGUUGCUGCGCCCCGUCCCGCCAGCGGCGCCGGUGCGGCGGCCACUCCGGCCACGCAGAUCCGCGGGCGGCGGCGUAAAGGUGUUCUUGGAAAAAAAGUGCCUGCACUUCAGAGCUGAAGAAGGACAUGAGGAGUAAAAGGACCUGGGAUCUCACUGGUCAGAAUGAAACAGAUGUUGAAAGAUUUUUCAAAUCUGUUGUUAGUAGUGCUCUGUGACUAUGUUCUUGGCAAAGUGGAAUAUCUCCUGUUGGAGCGCCCAGGUCAUGUAGCCUUCAGCAAUGACACAGUAUCUGUGGAAUAUCAGUACUAUAGUGGUGGUAAUGUGACAGCAGAGCAUCUAUCCAUCCUAUUGCUGGAUGCCAGCACCAAUGAGAUAAUUGCAAGAAAACAGCUUCCAGCAAAUCAAUCCCAAGGGAAGAUGGAGUUUGAGUGCUUCCAUUUCAGGAGUGCGGGGGAGUUCUUGUUCAGCAUGGCCUCUCCCAGUGAUAACAGCAGUGAUGCCCAGGGGAGCAGAAGCAGCAUGUCCAUUCUCCAUGUGGAAUGGCCUGUGUUUCACAUUGAUUUGAACAAGAGUUCAGAGGUGCUUGGGAGCUCCCUUCAGGUUGGACUUUUUACAAAUGAGCAGUUGUGUGCCAUGAACGAGACGGUGAUUUCACUGGAUGUGAUAUUCACCAGCACCCUCUAUGAAUUUGGAAGACUAAGCUCGGAUGAGACUUUGGGCAUUAGAACUACGAAAGGAAUCCCACUUUCUAGGUCCCAGUGGGUAGAGUUUGAUUGCCCACCUGUUGGUCAAGAAAUAUACAUCACCGUGUUACUGAAAUCCCUAGAAACACAUUCCAUUAUUGCCUCCAUAGGACCCAUUGAUCUUCUCCACAAAUUUGGCUACAGACUGGUUGUGGCACCAGAAGCAACGUGCAAAACUUUGGUUCAGGUCUCUGUAGUCUCUCCCCCGUGCACUUCUGUCAAUGGAAAAGUUGUCGUCUAUAAAGAAGCUCUCAAGCACCCAAGUCAGAGAACAACUUGGCUGUAUGAAAACACCCUUCACCCAGGAGAAAACAGGACAGAAUUUAACUGCACUUUGUUUGAUGUGGGGAAGAACAAAUACUGCUUUGACCUCUUUAAUUUCUCAAACCGAAGCUAUUUCCCAACAAGAGUUAAGGAGUGUGUGAUGAUCCAGAGGAAUAUGGAAACGUGGAGCCCGUGGCAGCCCUGGAGCCUCUGCAGUGUCACCUGUGGGGAUGGUGUCCGGGAGCGCUUCCGAGAGUGUCUCACCUCCUCUCCUGCAAACCCAGGCUGUGCUGGAUCGCCGAGGGAGACUUCCUUGUGUUCUCUGGAGGAGUGUUUGUCUCCCAAGCCUCCCACCCCACCUUCUGUCCAGCCAGGAGAGGACCAGAAAGCAAAUAAUAUAGUCACCAUCACAGGUAUCUCCCUCUGCUUAUUCAUCAUCUUUGCCACCGUUCUCAUCACCCUCUGGAGGAAGCUCUGCAGAACUCAGAAGUGCAGCACCGCCGUCCGCCGAAACUCCGUCCAUUCCCCCGGAUUCCGGAAAAACUCUGAUGAAGAGAACAUUUGCCAAGGCACCCAGCAGAGGGACAGCUUCGCAGAAGGAGGAGAUGCCCCUGUUAACAUUCCUCUUACCUACAGGAGAAGCCUCCAGUUUGCUCAAGAAGAUGAUGCCUCUGGAAGUGAGAACUUUCAGCCAAAUGCCCAAAAAAUAAUCCCUCCGAUUUUCAGCUACCGCCUGGCACAGCAGCAGCUGAAAGAGAUGAAGAAGAAAGGGCUGACUGAGACCACCAAGGUGUACCAUGUAUCUCAGAAUCCCCUCACGGACACGGUCCUUGGUGCCACCACGAUGCUUCCCCUCAGUGGGGAAAGCCAAGAGGAGGUAACCGCAAACAAAUUUAGGAUUAAAUCUCCAUUUCUGGACCAGCCAGCCGGUCAGCCCAAAUUCCCAGGGGAAAGCUGUCACCCUAGGCUGGAUUUUCCGUUCUCGCAGGUCAAUCCUGCAACGAGCCCUACCCAAACCUUGGUAAGAAGAGGUCAUUUCAAGCACCAGGAUAACAGAGGGGACUUGUCUGAGAAGGGCUGUCACAGAAACCCACAGUUUAGAAGAACGGCCAGUUUCCAUGAAACUAAAAAGGCCAGGCCUUUCAGAGAGAGAAGCAUGUCCACCCUUACCCCCCGACAAACUCCUCUCUACAACUCCAGGACCAGGACGUGGGACCACGGUUUGGAGGACAGGUUGCGGCCCAAAUCCAGAAGUGCCAAUCCAACGUGUGAGAAGCUGGAUCAGGCCCACAGCACCGUGCCAGGGGCUGAACCACCGGGCCAUGGCACAAAGGGCCACCACAGGGCAGGUCCCCUGGUGAAGAAGCUGGACCUGAUCACUGACCGCCAGCCUGCUGGCCAGGAAAAGGCAGCUGACAGCCGAAGUAAGAGGGGCCCUUCACCUAACCCCAGGGGGGUGUGGCGGAAGGAACUGGGAUCAGGUGGCAAAGAUAAUUCCCAGAGAGGCCUCAGUGUGAGCCCUGCCCAGUACCGCAGGGACAAGUGCCAGAGCUUCCCCUUGGACCCCGAGUUUGCAUUUUAUGAUAAUACUACUUUUGGCUUAACAGAGGCAGAGCAGCAGAUGAUCGACCUCCCUGGAUACUUUGGCUCAAAUGAAGAGGAUGAUACAAGUACUUUGAGCAUUGAGAAGCUGGUGAUCUAAGUGACUUCAUUGCAGCCCUGCAGGAGGGGCAUGUGCUGGAGAGGAUCUGUUGGCUUCUGGUGGAAGAAGCAGUGGGAAUCGCAUUGCCUCUUCAUGGAGCAGCAGUGGGAAUUGCAUUGCCUCUCCAUGGAGCAGGAGGGAGUAACGCCCCAAGUCUGGCUUGUGGGAACACAUUGCUUUCUAUUGACUGGAAACGGCUUCCAUAUCAUUAUGUAUUUCUAUGUAUUUGUGUAAAAUACACACAAAAAUACCCUGGGAAAGGGCAUGUCAGUGAAGGCAUGAUAGAUUUUAUUGCAUAAAGCAGUCAAAUUUUGUGCAUAAAUCAUAAAUAAUGAAUGCCACUGAUUUAGCCUUUCUUACCUUGUGGACCAUCUACAAGUAGAUUAUAAUGUCCUAAAGCAUCCGUUGUCCACUAUCCUCAGCCAUCUGUCCUAACUGUUGAAUUGUUUCCCAUUUAGAAAACACAAACCUCAAGCUGUGAGCAGUUUUCAUUGGACUUUUGGUAGUUGUUAUUAAACUGUGUUAAUUAAUUGUAUUUGCUCAAAUAAGUCAUGUGAUGGUGUUCUUUUAGCUGGUUGCAUGAAAAUAGAAACCACUGGUGCUGAACACCAGAUUUUUUUUAAUUUAAAUUUGAGGGGGCAUUUUUCAUCAUUGAAGACUUUAAUAUUUUCUUUCUGCUAACAUUUAUACCAAGAAAACAGCAAUGUACAAAAAAUGCAGGAAAUUAGUAGAAAAGGGCAUGCUACUGGGAAGGCAGAGAAAAUUAAUGAUUACAUUUUAGCCCUGACAAAAAUGUUACAGCAGCAUUUAAGCACCUGUAAAAGGCAAUGAGAGAACUGUUAAAUCAUUCGUCCUUUCCAUAAUUGUCUUUGCCUGUAUUCAGCUUUUUUUAAUGUAAAUAAUCCAACAAUAAUACUACUACAGCAAUCAUAGAAUAAACUUU